ACGUCCAGUGUUCUUUCAUAAAGCUUAACCAACCCUUUGAGAGCAGAGACACUAUGAGCUGAUUUGACAAAAAUGGACACUAGGGAACAGAGACCUUAGGGCACAAUGUGAAAGUCACACAGCUGAGGAGAGGCAGAGCUGAGACUCAAACCCACAUCCGUCUUUCAGAAAGUAUCUCUGAUUUGAGAAGAUCGACCAUGAAUGCACCCCACUAUUUUCCCUCCCCCAAAACUACAUAGGCUACACUGGGGGGGGGUGUCUUGAUAUCUCUCUCCCACUCCUCUACACUAAGAACAUGUUGAAAGCCUUUAUUUAGUUGGCACACUGUUAUAUAAAAGUCCAGCUUGCCCUUCUCUUGUGGAUUGCAUGCGGGAUGGGAGGGCUUUGUCUUGCUUCAGAAUCUGGGGUCCAGGGCUGUGCUGGGCCAUCUGUGUCUGUGUCUGGAUCCAUCACCUCAUGAGGGCUGAUUUGGGGCAUCACUCGCCAAAUCAGCAUUCAGUGACAUCAUGUUGGUGGCUUAAAGUCGGCCAUAGUGGGAGUAUUUGCAUCAUGGAAAUAGGAAAACCCUGGAAAUCGGAACUGCAGUCUCCCUUCCCAAAGACCUGUUUCCAGCACAUCACUGCCCAAGACUGGCCACAGAAGAAUCACCUAGAAUUCAUUAAUAGGAGGAAAAGCUGCACCACAGGGCAGCUCUGUCCCCUAAAAUAAAUGACUAUGAGAGAAGAAGUAUGUGCUGUGUGCCCUGAUGACAGGAGCCCUAUCUCUGAGCAUAGUAUUCUUUGGCAGUGUGGUUGCAGCAGUACCUGCUGAGCACAGAUUCCAAAUGUAAGAGGUUCAUCUCCACCUCCCUAAUGUCCUAGAUCAAGGACAUUUGUGGAAGUUGUCUCUCUUCUCAGGAACCACUGGUGUCCUGAAAACCCUGUCAAUACACAUUUGUCCAAGUGUUGACUCAGGGUCAUUUGGUCCUGCUGCAACCUGAGUUUCUAGUUUGCCUUCCUCUGACCUCCAGGUCCUUUAUCCUCACAUGUUUUCUCCUCUUGGGUCAUUUUAAAUUGAGUGACAGUCCUUGGAUCCCACCUACACAAAUGCACCUGGCCUCAUGUGUCCUGGAAGGUUGAAAGGAGGUCCUUAACAGGACUUGGAUCCUAAGUGUGGGGCGUGUGUGUGUCUGUGUGUGUGUCUGUGUGUGUAAAGCUGUUAUCUUUCUACUUUAUUUCCUCUCAUCCAUUUUGUGAAAACUCCCCUGCCCUCAAUGCCUUUUCCAUGAGAACAUCGAGUACUGUCUCUAAUAUUUUAUUCAUUCAUUCAUUCAUUCAUUGGAUUGGUCAGGGUGUAACUGACUGAGAGUGAAAUCAACGCUCUGCAUCUGAGGAUGUAUUAGUACUUCCUGGUUUCCAUAGAAAGCUAACAUCAGGGAGAACAUUUUGAUGAUAUUCUGGUUUCCAUGACAACUGGGGUAAGCCAUUCCUUCCCGGAGACAGAAACAUUUAACGAGGAUAUUUACAGACUGGAGAGAUGGAGUAACUGUAGAAACAUCGAGACUAGUCGGUGUCUGCUAUCAAUAUUGACAUUAGAGGUGCAUACGUCCUGGGUAUCUAUCUACAUUUGACGUCAUUUGAUCCCUGGAAGGACAGCGCACCUCAGAAGCACAGAGCAGAAUAAAGGGUCUGCUGGACACGCAGUUGGAGCGUAUGAAUCAACAGAUGUAGCUCACAGAACCACACCUCCCAGGAUUUACGUGGCAUUCAUACUCUCCAAUAUAGUCCAUUCAAAACACAGGCUCCAGCGACCCUGGGAGAUUCAGGUGAAGAAAGACAGGCCACAUAAGGUGUAAACCCUUUGUGGUCCUAGGCCAAAAGGUGUGGUGAAGAACAUUGCUUUAGGGAACACCUACCAUGGCUGUGGGUAUGACGGCCAGACCCUUCAACCUCUAUUAAUUCCGUCUUGAGAGGAAACUCAAAUCAUAAUGGCUGCUGAGUAUAUCCUAUGCAAUUGGAAAGGCCACAUUUGGCCAGCAAAGGUUUUGUCCAGAUCUGGGAUCUCACCAAAAUAUAUGAGGAAAAGAGCACUUUCUCUAGAAGUUCAAAUACUCUCAGUAGGUAAAAAAAUUAAAGUGAAAAGCACAGACAUAAAGCUCCUAAAUGAGUCUCAAAUUGAAUCCGUUACCUCUAUGCUUGUGGCCCAGUCAAAGGCCAGUGUUCCACCAGGACAGAAAGUGGCCUACAGAAAUGCUCUUAAAGUGGCACUGGAGAUCCUGAAUAAGAGAGCAAAUUUCGGUCCAGCAAGAGCAUCAGAUGGUCUAGAGACCACUACACCAUCUCAAAGGGGACCACAAAUGCAAGCUCGUAAAAAGUACCGGAAGCCUAAAGGUACCUUACUGAGGAGUCUUAGGAAAAGAAAAAACCUCAAAUCGCUGCUGGUGUGUUCACAGAAUAAAAACACCCCAGACAGUGGCCGAUCACAGGCGCACACAACCAUCAUGCAUACACUAAGGGAAAGGCGAGCAAAGUCCUCGCGAAGCUGCAGCAUGUCCUCAAAGUUCCCAUCACUUUCGGAAGAUGAUCGUAAGACAGGAGGCCGACCACACGCACACACAAUGGCCACGCAUACUCUAAGGGAAAGGCGAGCAAAGUCCUCGCGAAGCUGCAGCGUGUGCUCAAAGUUCUCAUCACUUUCGGAAGAUGUUCAUAAGACAGGAGGCCGACCACACGUGCACACAACGGUCACGCGCACUCUAAGGGAAAGGCGAGCAAAGUCCUCGCGAAGCUGCAGCGUGUGCUCAAAGUUUCCAUCACCUUCAGAAGAUGAUCAUAAGACAGGAGGCCGACCACACGCGCACACAACGGUCACGCGUACACUAAGGGAAAGGCGAGCAAAGUCCUCGCGAAGCUGCAGCGUGUGCUCAAAGUUCUCAUCACUUUCAGAACAUGAUCAUAAGACAGGAGGUCAACCACACGUGCACACAACGGUCACACGCACUCUAAAGGAAAGGCGAGCAAAGUCCUCGCGAAGCUGCAGCGUGUCCUCAAAGUUCUCAUCACUUUCGGAAGAUGUUCAUAAGACAGGAGGCCGACCACACAUGCACACAACGGUCACGCGCACUCUAAGGGAAAGGCGAGCAAAGUCCUCGCGAAGCUGCAGCGUGUGCUCAAAGUUUCCAUCACUUUCAGAAGAUGAUCAUAAGACAGGAGGCCGACCACACGCGCACACAACGGUCACGCGUACACUAAGGGAAAGGCGAGCAAAGUCCUCGCGAAGCUGCAGCGUGUGCUCAAAGUUUCCAUCACCUUCAGAAGAUGAUCAUAAGACAGGAGGCCGACCACACGUGCACACAACGGUCACACGCACUGUAAGGGAAAGGCAAGCAAAGUCCUCGCGAAGCUGCAGCGUGUGCUCAAAGUUUCCAUCACUUUCAGAAGAUGAUCAUAAGACAGGAGGCCGACCACACGUGCACACAACGGUCACGCGUACACUAAGGGAAAGGCGAGCAAAGUCCUCGCGAAGCUGCAGCGUGUGCUCAAAGUUUCCAUCGCUUUCAGAAGAUGAUCAUAAGACAGGAGGCCGACCACACGCGCACACAACGGUCACGCGUACACUAAGGGAAAGGCGAGCAAAGUCCUCGCGAAGCUGCAGCGUGUGCUCAAAGUUCUCAUCACUUUCAGAACAUGAUCAUAAGACAGGAGGUCAACCACACGCACACGCAACGGUCACGUGUACUCUAAAGGAAAGGCGAGCAAAGUCCUCGCGAAGCUGCAGUGUGUCCUCAAAGUUCCCAUCACUUUCAGAAGAUGAUCAUAAGACAGGAGGCAAAGGAAAUAGGGACACAUCAAGAGGUAUGUCUUUGCAUCGCACAGUCAAAGAGAAGGGUACAAGUGCUAAAGAUGGAGGCAUCCUUCCACCUUUGUCACCAAGCUUCAACCUCACUUUGCCCAAAGCUCACAAAGAAGAGGCACAUGACACCUACCCAAGGACCCUGGCUGUCUCCUCUGAAAGCUCUGCCUUCUUGGGGAAUGUUGAGGACCAUGGAGAGGUUGCCUGGAAGCCAGGCUUGGAAGGUGCAGCAGCAUCCUCCAGUGCCCCUAAACAGAGGCGGUGUUAUUCACUCGGUCUGGCAAAUAGAAAAAGGAAGCUGCAGGUGACAGAGUUUGAGAAAGGGCUGCAAGAACUUCAACCUUCAGUCAACUCAAAGGCUAUUAACCCCACCACCCCUAUUAAAAAGAAUGCCAACAAAGAAAUGGGACAAGUGGCAAGCAUGGGUUUUCCACAAGAGCCUUGUCCCAUUGAAGGAGGAAUGAUGGUCUGGUUCAAAUUUCAGGAUCACCCAUUUUGGCCUGCAGUAGUAAAGAGUGUCAGCCAAACAGAGCAGACUGCAAGGGUGCUUUUGGUUGAGGCAAACAUGCACUGUGAAAUGAGUGGCAUUCGAGUUCCUCUUCGAAGAUUAAAGCACCUGGAUUGUAAAGAGAAAGAAAAACUAAUAAAGAGAGCCAGGAAAUUGUACGAGCAAAGUGUGAACUGGUGCUUCUCCCUGAUUGCCCACUACAGAGAAAGCCUCAGGCGAGGUUCUUUUGCAGGCAGUUUCCUGGACUAUUAUGCUGCUGACAUCAGUUACCCAAUUAGGAAAGCCAUCCAAGACAGGGAUCUGGAGAUUGAUUUCCCAAAGGUGAAUUAUGCCGACCUGGAAGAUUCUGAGGAGGAGACCUCCCUGGACGGGAAGAGGCCCUGCAAGAAAAUUCUCCCUGACCGGAUGAAGGCUGCUCAGGACCGAGCCAACCAGAAGCUAGUGGACUUCAUCGUGAAAACAAAGGGGGCCGAUCACCAUCUUCUGGACAUUGUCCAAGGCAGGAAACAGUCCAGGUGGCUGGUAUCAUUUAGGAAUUCGAGCAGGUACGUGAUCUGCGUUGAAACAUACCUGGAGGACGAAGACCAGUUGGAUGUGGUGGUAAGACAUUUACAAGAAAUCUACAAACAAAUAGACAAGAAAACGCUGAAUCUGGUAAGGGAUGACAAAGUGAGUUUUGUUCUGGAAGUUCUUCUGCCAGAAGCAAUCAUUUGUUCAAUUGCUGCACUUGAUGGAUUGGAUUACAAGGAGGCAGAAAAAAAGUACCUACAGGGGCCACCUGUGCAUUACCGGGAAAAAGAGCUAUUUGAUAAAAAUAUCCUAAAGAAAAUAAGAAAGAGAUAAGCAACAAGGAGCAAGACUAAUUAACUCCCCCUGUACCCACACUUUAGCAGGAAGACCUCUCAUUACCCUGUCUGUAUGAAAUGUGUGAUCGUUCCGCUCUCUAUGGCAUGUAAAUAUGUUCUGGAAAUUUGAGACCUUGGGAAUAUGCUGGAUUCAUUUUGGAUCCAUCUCUAGCACUUGUGGGUAGCACAGUCAUCAUCUUUUCUAGUACCCAAAUGCCUCACAAAUUAAUUUGUUAAAAUAUUGCAAACAGUUGUACUUCCCUCUACUUGCUUGGAUGUGUUAACUGUCCAGAUGUUUUCCUAACAUGGCUUUUAACCGUACUUCAUAUUUUAAUAUAGCACACACACAUUAUUUUAUUACAUGAAAGAGCACUGGUAUCAAACAUUAAGCAACAAUCAUUUUUAAAAUCCAAGAUAGAUUCUUACAGAAACAAUCUGCAAUCUCUCAUUCUUUUUGUGACACCUGAGUAUAAAUGAUUGGGUUCCUUCUUAAGAUAAUUCCUGAAUUUUUUCUGCCAUGCUUGUUUGUUUGGGAAAAAUAGCCCUGAGAGCUGAAACCAAUGACAGAGAUGUUUUCUAUAUAUUAUCACUACCUUCAAAUGGUUCUUGCAAAAGCAGUCUGGAAUCCAAAGUUAAUGGAUCAUUUGCACAUAGUCCACACGUGGGUGAAUGAAAUCUCAAUGUGCAGUAAACAUUUUGCCAGCCUGUGAAAGAUUGUUAAACUCUACAUUUCCCUGAGAUUCCACUUACGGAAGUAGCUCUUGUUCAAUGGCUGAAUGGUUUCCUUAAAACAGACAGGCUCCUGGCUGUCUUCUUAACUGACUGGAUCCUUUGCGUAUACUGGUUUAUCCCCAUGUGGAUGACAACUAGACUAAUCGUACACACCGUUUACCUAUUUUAGACCUAGGAGUCCAGGCUCACUGCUAAGAGCCCGUCUGGCACAAAUUGUAGGAAAGCUCGCAUUUUGCUCUGGACCUGUGUGCCCUAAAAUGCAGUCGUUUGUCUGAAGCUAAGCAAGCUUUCUCUUUUGACUUAUUCAUUGACUAACCCUGACAGGUUCCAACAGUUAUGCAGGCUGGAAAGUCAUUCCAGGCUGCUUGAGCAAUAGAUGGACCUGGAUCUGGGAACUUGGAAAUGGGCUACAGAAAAGUAUCCGUUUGGCUAAAUAUGGCUGUUGUCAGAAUACAAUGAAACAUAUGUAACUAAAAGAUAAAUUCUGAAGCCCAUGAAUUGUUAUCCUACUUGAAACAAGAGUUUUUUGAGACAAAAAAUGUUGGGAAAGCUAGUUUACUUUUAAAACUUGUUGUGAAAAUAAACACUAAAGGUUUAAUAUACACCUGAGUGCAUUUUUAUUCUCAGAGAGAGUCAACUGUCACUCACAGGCCCAUGUUAUGUGUCCACAUGGCCAUGUGAUUUGUGUGUGUGUAAAAUUUUCAAGAGCUAGCUGUUUUGAUUCACAAUAAAACCACUGUAUCUUUCACCUUGAA
Messenger RNA from Felis catus (domestic cat), 6671 nucleotides. Its product is annotated as PWWP domain-containing DNA repair factor 3B-like. Bases 1967 to 5182 code for a protein of 1071 amino acids. The record is from RefSeq and is a predicted model, not a curated record. Lineage: Eukaryota; Metazoa; Chordata; Mammalia; Carnivora; Felidae. The transcript has 3 exons.